AUGAGACCCUCUGGGCUAGAUAUAAAGACCGUGUGCCAGCCGCAUCAUCGCUUACUUCUCUUACCUCAUCUGCCACAUCUUCCACCUCUACGCCAUUCCAUCCAUCGCCAACUUCAGCAUUCGAUCUACAGUACUAAGCCCAUCAACAUGCCUACCUACAUCGUUACUUGCAAGGAGGACGCCACCCCUGAGCAGUUCCAGGCAGCUAAGAAGCACGCCGAGGAGCAAGGUGGAAAGAUUGGACAUGAAUACAGCUUGAUUAAGGGGUUCUCUGUCGAGUUCCCUGAGGACCAGAUCUCGACCCUUGAGAAGCACGAGCAUGUCAAGCACGUUGAGAAGGACCAAGAAGUUCGAACGCAAUAA
Messenger RNA from Colletotrichum truncatum, 363 nucleotides. Its product is annotated as peptidase inhibitor I9. Gene Ontology annotation, biological process: vacuole fusion, non-autophagic. Gene Ontology annotation, molecular function: endopeptidase inhibitor activity. The record is from RefSeq and is a predicted model, not a curated record. NCBI's taxonomy places the organism in Eukaryota, Fungi, Ascomycota, Sordariomycetes, Glomerellales, Glomerellaceae.